Molecule: messenger RNA, 747 nt
Organism: Arabis nemorensis
Lineage: Eukaryota; Viridiplantae; Streptophyta; Magnoliopsida; Brassicales; Brassicaceae
Source: the annotation of a GenBank genome assembly
AUGGGGUCUCAUGAACAAUCAGAAGGAAAAUCACCUGAGAAAAGUGGUUCGACCACUGUGUCUAAGAAAAUUGUGGAGAUUUGGGAGCAAAUGAAUAAGGGAGUGACGGAUAAACGUCUCAAUUUUGUCUCACAGAGCUCAACCGCUUUGCCCGCUCAAAACUCAGCUAGCAAUAAUUGGAAAAAGUAUCUUGGCGUGGAUGCAAAUAAGAAGGAUCACUGCAUUUCGAAUGUACAAAAAGAAGAUAGCAUUCCUGAUGAUAGUUGUAGAGAAGAGGCUAAGAAAAUUGCUGCAGCCGCUUUAGCUGCUGUCAGAAACGCUACCGCAACCGCUGCAGCUGCAUCGAGCCGUGGCAAGAUUGAGAUAACUGAGGUCAAAGACUUUGCGGGUGAAGAAAUCGAAAUAAAGCGGUUUGUGGAAGCAGAGUCAAAGGAAGCAUUGGAGAGGGGAAACAAAGGGUCCUCUUCCUCCUCCACAUCGGCCGCAACCCCUUCAGCGGUUGAUGCAGUACUUGAGCAGAUAAAAAAGAAACAGAAGCUGAGCGUUUUGGACAAGACGAAGAAAGACUGGGGAGAGUACAAGGAGGAAAACAUAGGUGUUGAAGACGAGCUGGAUAAGUACAAGAAGAGCUCGGACAAGUAUCUGGACAAAGUUUCGUUCUUGGAGAGAGCUGAUUACAGACAGUUUGAGAAAGAGAGAGAUGCGCGUUUAGCUCUUCAGUCCAAGAGAAGACACGAUGAUGUAUGA